AUGACACUCUCAUUUCCCGUGUUCAUUUCUCCUGCACCAUACCAUUUACUUUCAUACGCAUGCCUCGUGGGAAUGACCCUUUGGCAUUCGUUUAUUAGCAGCCUCAUCGCUCGCAAAACUUUACCUCGACCACAACUUGGUCAACUGCAAAGUCGGUUGUUUCCAAUUUAUUUCUUUCUACAAACCUUUCUCAGCGGGUUGUGCCUCUUAACAACGAAAAAUCCGUAUGGUCAGAUUAUAUUUCUUAUGGGUGUUGUCGGAGGACUUGUUAAUUGGAUUGUUUUCGGUCCAUGGACAGUCAAAUUGAUGAAUAAACGCUUUGAAUUGGAGCGCGAAGAAGGUAAGAAAUACAAUGAAGACGGUGUUAGCGAUCAAAUGAAAGAAUUAAACAAACAAUUUGGCAUCGCACAUGGAAGUAGCGUUAUCAUCAAUAUGAUCAUUGCUGUUUCACUCGUUGUCUACCCAUUUCUUGUAUCUCCAGUUAUUGUCUAA
Messenger RNA from Adineta ricciae, 492 nucleotides. The record is from the annotation of a GenBank genome assembly. Lineage: Eukaryota; Metazoa; Rotifera; Eurotatoria; Adinetida; Adinetidae.